Molecule: messenger RNA, 612 nt
Organism: Acanthosepion pharaonis
Lineage: Eukaryota; Metazoa; Mollusca; Cephalopoda; Sepiida; Sepiidae
Source: the annotation of a GenBank genome assembly
AUGAUUACUUUUUCUGUCUCUAUGUCUCUUCAACUUUUUUCGUUUAUUCCUCGAUAUUUUUCUGAAUUUUUCACUUUUGUGAGCCAAAUUGCAGCUGUCUCAGCUUAUAUGUCUUUGCUAUAUGUAUUUUACUGUUUGACCGUAUCUAUCUAUCUAUCUAUCUAUCUAUCUAUCUAUCUAUCUAUCUAUCAAAUUGUCUUAGCUAUCUGCUUACCUACCUAUCUAUCAGUCUGUCUGUCAUGCUAUCUAUCUAUCUAUCUAUCUAUCUAUCUAUCUAUCUAUCUAUCUAUCUAUCUAUCAGAUUGUCUUAGCUAUCUGCUUACCUAUCUAUCUAUCUAUCUAUCUAUCUAUCUAUCUAUCUAUCAGAUUGUCUUAGCUAUCUGCUUACCUACCUAUCUAUUUGUCUGUCUGUCAUAUUAUCUAUCUAUCUAUCUAUCUAUCUAUCUAUCUAUCUAUCUAUCAGACUGUCUUAGCUAUCUGCUUACCUACCUAUCUAUCAGUCUGUGCUAUACUAUAUCUAUCUAUCUAUCUAUCUAUCUAUCUAUCUAUCUAUCUGUUACUUUAUUUAUCUAUCUCAUUUUUUUGUAUGUUCAUUUAACUAUCUCAUAUUAA